AUGGAGUUGGUAAUACUGAAAGCAAGAGCCCAGCUGAAUCGUCUCGUGUCGGCGAGUGAGAGGCGCGAAAGGGCGCUCGAGGCGCGGGAGGCGCGCGCGGGUGUCGGCGGGGGCGCGCGGGCGGGGCGCAAGCGCAGCAUGGCCGCCGCGCCCGCGCCGGCGUCCGCCGCGCCCUGGCUCAACGCCACGCUGGCUUACAACGCGACGCGCCCCAACACCACCUUCGACACCGAUUACGACCUACUAAACGCUAGCUCCAGCGACAAACAUGACAAUCACUGGUUCUGUGCUAAGUGGUCGAGUGCACAGCAGGAUCUAUUUCAGGCGGCGAACCUAUGUUUCGCUUUGGCGUUUCUUGCGCCAAAAAGCUUCAAGCAAAGUAUACUUGUGCUGCGAGCAUUGGCAGCAGCGGGCGCGGUGCUGAUGGGCAUGUGGGCUGGCGCCGAAUUUUGUGCUCCCGACGUGCUCGCUUGGAGUCUAGCACUUUUGCUCGUCAACUCUAUUCACACUGUCUUCUUAAUUAUAAGAUUUCUUCCACCAGCGCUAUCUUUAGAAUUAACAGACCUGUACCUGAAACUUUUCAAACCACUAAAAGUGAACAAGAAGCACUUCCAAGAACUAACACGGGAGGCGCGAAUAGUUCGCUUGGAGCCGGGCGAGGCGUACGCGCUAGAAGAAGUCACACCCGCUGAUGAAAGACUGUCUAUACUUUUAAAGGGAAAAAUGCGAGUGAGCUGUGACGAGACCCACCUCCAUUAUAUUCAACCAUACCAGUUUGUGGAUUCGCCGGAGUGGGAGGCCAAUCGUGAACAAUCUGAUGAUGUCUUCCAGGUGACAGUGGUAGCAGAAGAGGUAUGCACAUGCAUAUGCUGGCCACGUAUGCGGUUAGAGCGCGUGCUGCGCCAUCGACCAGCACUUAAGGUUGUGCUUGACUGUCUCAUAGGCAAAGAUAUUACUCAUAAGUUAUACUCGGUUAGCGAAGGCCUGGGUAUGGCAGGCACGGGAGAGAAUGACGGUGCGCCCACGCAUCUGACGCGAUCCGCCAGUGUGGACGCCGUACAUGAGGGUGCUCGAGGCCGCCUAAGAAGUGUCGCCUGGCGAGCGAGGACCACCGCACCCAAAGGAAAUUCAUAUUGGCAGCCAGUUGUAGCACGGCAGUUCUUGCGUCAAUCGCCUUUCGGACGAGCUAUGCUUCCUCCGAGGCUGGUGACCCAAGCAUCGUCAGCGAGCCUGCAGCCAUCAUUGAGUCGUCGGCGUGAAGUCAAGUUUGCAGAAACACCGAUCACGACAGAACCACCCGUGUGA
This is a messenger RNA of Parnassius mnemosyne (clouded apollo), 1305 nucleotides long. The record is from the annotation of a GenBank genome assembly. Lineage: Eukaryota; Metazoa; Arthropoda; Insecta; Lepidoptera; Papilionidae.